AUGGUCAUUGUAAAGCUUAGAUCUGUAACCAAAAAGAUUGAUGGUGCUUUCGGUUCAAUACCAACUUCUCAGCUAUCUAGUUAUCCUACCUUACUUAAUAAGACUUUAAUUUCUUCUGUCGUUAGAAGGGUCGUGUGGUAUCCUGUGGUGCCAUUGGUAGCUCAAUUUUGUAACUCUUUCUUUGAAACUUAUGCAUAUGUUAAUCAUGUAGUCUCUUAUCCUCUAUUUUUACUUUGCUACAUUGGUAUGUCACUUCAAGGAUUACUAAACGCUUUGGUAUUUUCUCAAGAUAUUGCUGUUACUCGUGCCUUUCAGUCCAUUAAGCUACAUUGGUGGAUCACCAAUGUUAAUCGCUAUGAAUUUACCUAUCCUCAUCUAUCAUACAACAAAGCCAUUAUUGAUGAAUUCAGCAUACCAGGAAAAACAA
Molecule: messenger RNA, 427 nt
Organism: Racocetra persica
Lineage: Eukaryota; Fungi; Glomeromycota; Glomeromycetes; Diversisporales; Gigasporaceae
Source: the annotation of a GenBank genome assembly